This is a messenger RNA of Puccinia triticina, 705 nucleotides long. RefSeq lists its product as uncharacterized. Bases 1 to 705 code for a protein of 234 amino acids. The record is from RefSeq and is a predicted model, not a curated record. NCBI's taxonomy places the organism in Eukaryota, Fungi, Basidiomycota, Pucciniomycetes, Pucciniales, Pucciniaceae. The transcript has a single exon.
AUGAAGUUAUCGACAGGGGGUUCCUCUGAUAUGAGUCGUAAAUUUUCGCCGUGUAGGUAUUGGAUUCUCCAAGCAAUAGAUUUUAUCAAGCUCACUAGCAGAUACUUGAACGAAUCUGAAUUGGAUAUUGUCGAAGAUUCUGGGAAAGAGCCAACCGCAAAAAUCGUUGGUCUACUAGACAGGAACAUCAUCCUAGCCAAACAUGAUCUUCCCUUACCUCCCUCUCAAUGUCGAUUCGCGCAUCAACCGGCAUUCCAUCUUGCUUGCUUGGCAAGGGUCCUCUUACAGCUAUCGAGGUUAUUUUUCAAGAAGUUAUCAAGGCACGAGAUGAACAGCCAUACCUUCCCAUUAUCUACCCAGAUGAACUCUGAUCAACUCGAAGCUUUAUGCCAAUUGGCCGAAAAUGUGUUGGCCGAUCACCGCGAUAUUGAGAAUCUCAUUUACUAUGCUGAUGAUCAUAUUGAAGAAGGUGUACCAAUUGAUGCUCAAGCUUUGACUCACAAGGCUGAACUUCUUGCUAGUCGGUUUGAAGGUCCAUUGCUUUGUGUAUUCAGCUAUCUUGUCCCCUUGAUCGAGAGUCUUCCCAAUCGGGACUACUACCGGGAUUGGUUUGAUACAUGGAACUUUCUACUCAAAUUAGCUGUCCAUAGCUUUGUCCAAGCUGCUGAAACCCUUCCAAGUCUUGAGUUCCCAGCCUAUUAUUAG